AUGUAUUGGAGUACAUCAACUAGAGAAGAAGAAAGCACCUUCUUUGAAGUCCCUCCAGAAAAGCAGCGAAUCCGUAAUGGCUGGUUACCAAGGUCGACCAACCUGCCCGCCUGCUUGCCCAGCGGCCACCACAUUCCCUCCAGGCUCAACGCCCAGGGCGUGCGACCUGCCUUGCCCGCCCAAAUGUUGCCCGCCCGCGUGUCCCCCAGCGUGUCCCCCAGCGUGCUGUCCGCCCAAGUGUUGCCCGCCAAAGUGUUGCCCGCCAUCCUGUUGCCCCGGGGGAUGUGGUCCCAAGUGCUGCUGCGGACCCUGCAGUCCCUGCCCGCCCAGACCGUGCUGUGCACCGUGCUGUGGACCGUGCGGUCCCACGAUUCCUCGAUGCCCCACUCCCUAUCGCUAAUGUUUGGGAGUUAAUGGGAGAGAAUUAGUAAGACAAUUUAUACAAACACACUGAGCGCAUAGGAUGGAGAAGCUGGACGUUGAGAACGACAUUAUCACC
Phyllotreta striolata is the source of this 499-nucleotide messenger RNA. The record is from the annotation of a GenBank genome assembly. NCBI's taxonomy places the organism in Eukaryota, Metazoa, Arthropoda, Insecta, Coleoptera, Chrysomelidae.